AUUGUAGAGGAAGAAAAGUAGACCAUGGGCCUAUAAAACAGUAGAGGUGUCACUAACAAUUACUAGCAAAAACACAUCAUUGUUUUUUUUUUUUUUUUGGAAAGGCAACGAAAAUGCAGAGAACCAAUUCAAUAGUUCAGCCCCCAACUAAUGGGAAACUGAUCACAGUCCUUAGUAUUGAUGGUGGUGGAAUAAGAGGUCUAAUCCCAGCUACCAUCCUCGAAUUUCUUGAAGCUGAACUACAGAAACUAGAUGGUGAAGAUGCAAGAAUUGCGGACUAUUUUGAUAUAAUUGCUGGGACGAGUACUGGUGGUCUAGUCACUGCGAUGUUAACAGCUCCAGAUGAGAAUAGGCGCCCUUUGUUCGCAGCUAAAGACAUCAAAGAAUUCUACCUCCAGAUGUGCCCAAAUAUCUUCCCUCAAGAUUGGCGCUCUACGUUUAAAAAGGCAUUCAAGAGCAUAGGGGGGCCAUUGUAUGAUGGAAAAUGCCUCCAUAACAUCAUAGAGAAGCACCUGAAAGAAACCAAAAUAGGAGAUACAUUAACUAAUGUAGUUAUUCCUACCUUUGACAUCAAAAGACUCCAGCCCAUCAUCUUUUCCAGCUAUGAGGCUAUGGAAAAACCACACAUGAACGCCAAGUUGUCCGAUAUUUGUAUGGCAACCUCAGCGGCGCCAACUUAUCUUCCUCCUCAUCAUUUUGUGACCGAACACAAUGGAGAGAUGCAUGAGUUUAACCUUAUUGAUGGUGGUGUGGCAGCAAAUAAUCCGACUCAGAUUGCAAUGGGUGUAAUUGCCAAAGAACUCAAUCGCAAAAAUCCGGAUUUUCCCAUUCUUCAGCCAGCCGAGUAUGGUCGAUAUUUGGUCAUAUCUUUAGGGACAGGCGACUGCAACAUGGGAGGGGGGUAUACAGCAGAGGAGGCUUCAAAAUGGGGCUUGUUUGGAUGGUGGUUCAAUGCCAAUGGCUCGAAACCCUUGGUUGAUAUAUUCACUCAGGCUAGCACUGACAUGGUCGAUAUCCAUCUUUCUGCUGUUUUCCAUAACCAUCACGUCCGAAACAAUUACCUACGCAUCCAGGAGGAUUGCUUGGAUAUGACAUUGUCUCCACUAGACAAAGCUACCAAGGAAAAUAUGAAUAGUUUGAUUGAAGUUGGUAAUAGGUUACUUACAAAGACAGUUUCAAAGGUUAACUUGGAAGAUGGAAAAUUAAUCCCCUGCAGGAAUGUAACUAACAAAGAGGCUCUCAUAGAAUUUGCCAAAAUACUUUCCCAUGAGAAGCGUCUUCGUGACCUUAAUUCGCAGCAACGAGUGUCAAAUGUGGAUCCACCCUUCUGCAUGGAGAAAAAGCACUAUUAUGAAGCACCCGAAACAAUAAGCAUUGCAUAAAGGAAAGGAUGUACUGGUGGUGAAGGCUAGGAUUGUCAUAUGAUCACAGAUUGUUGUCAACAAAUAUAAAUACGUGUGUAUUUUUUUUCUUUUUUGCAACUUCUUUUUAGCUUUCCAGUUACAUAUUGCACCAUUUGUAAAACGUUGUGUUAAUGGUUGUCUUUAUGCUUUCUAAUCUUGAAAUUUCUUUUAGCUUCA
Helianthus annuus (common sunflower) is the source of this 1580-nucleotide messenger RNA. RefSeq names its product patatin-like protein 2. The coding region runs from base 114 to 1382 and encodes 422 amino acids. Gene Ontology annotation, biological process: lipid metabolic process. The record is from RefSeq and is a predicted model, not a curated record. The transcript is spliced from 7 exons. Gene Ontology annotation, molecular function: monoacylglycerol lipase activity; glycerophospholipase activity. NCBI's taxonomy places the organism in Eukaryota, Viridiplantae, Streptophyta, Magnoliopsida, Asterales, Asteraceae.